Messenger RNA from Lactuca sativa (garden lettuce), 1391 nucleotides. The record is from RefSeq and is a predicted model, not a curated record. NCBI's taxonomy places the organism in Eukaryota, Viridiplantae, Streptophyta, Magnoliopsida, Asterales, Asteraceae.
AUGAGAUUCUGUAAGCUGUUAGCAAUUCAUUUUUUUGUUUCUUUUAUCCAUUACAGCUUAUUUCUUCCACCCAAGAAGCAGCGCCUUGGAUGGGGGGAAGGCCUUGCCAAGUAUGAGAAAAAGAAGGUUGACCCUGAAGAUAUUCUUGAUAAAGAGGCUGCAGCCAGAAAUGGUAUGGUUGAUGGUGUCACUGGCUCUGAACCUUUGCUUACUAGUCCUUCUAGUUUGACUGAUGAAAGCCCCACUGUCAAUGGUUAUUUAGAAUGUGCAUCUCCUGCUACUCCUUACUCGUAUGCCUGCACUUCCUCUUUAGAAUUCAGCAAACAGAAACUCGGAGCUGCAAAAAACUGUUCUGCUACCCAAAAGGGCAACCACAAACUCACUGAUGUUGUCCUUCCUCUCACACAAGAUUGGAGGAAAACAGGAAUUGUAAGCCCAGUCAAGAACUAAGGAUCCUAUGGAUCUUGUUGGACAUUCAGUACUACUGGAGGUCUUGAAGCUGCAUAUGCCCAAGCUUCUGGGAAAUCAGCUUCUCUCUAUGAACAACAACUUGUAGACUAUGCUCGUGAUUUUAACAACUUUGGUUGCAAUGGUGGGUUGCCUUCACAAGCUUAUGAAUACAUCAAAUACAAUGGUGGACUUGACACUGAGGAAUCUUAUCCUUACACCGGAAAAGAUGGUGUCUGUAAAUACAAAUCAGAAAAUGUUGCAGUUAAAGUUAUUGAUUCAGUCAACAUCACCAUGGGUGCUGAGGAUGAAUUAAAUCAUGCAGUGGGUGUUGUUCGUCCAGUGAGUGUGGCGUUUCAGGUGAUUAAUGGGUUUCAUCAGUACACAGGAGGAGUUUUCACUAGCGAUGUUUGUGGGAAUGAUCCAAUGGUGAUAUUUGACUUCCGGUUUUGUGCACUUCUGGCUGUUGCAGGCUCAUUAGCUGGCUCAUUGCUAUGCUUUCUUGAUGGGUUACUCAAGGAAAAUGCAAAUGGUAGCAAAUACUGGGCAUAUGGAGGUGACUUUGGAGAUACACCAAACGACUUAAAUUUCUUCUUAAAUGGUCUCAUAUGGCCUGAUCGGACUCCUCAUCCUGCUCUAAAUGAUUACAAACACCAAUUUCUUUCAAACAACAGAAGAUCUAGAGUUUAAUUGGGCAAGGUGAUGGAUCUAAACUUGAUUCUGAAACUCUCAGUCUACCAACAUUAGAGUUUAAUUGAGUGAUUGAAGGUGAUUUUGGUUCUUGAAACGAAACUCAAGAUAUCAGAUUUUGGCAUGGCUAUAAGUUUUAGAGGAAACGAGACUCAAGCAAAAGUAAACACAUAGAGAGUUGUUGGCACAUAGUAAGCUAGAUGAUGCAAUUGUAUAUAAACAAGUUCAUUUUUUUAUAACAUUUACUCACUUUU